This is a messenger RNA of Pseudocercospora fijiensis CIRAD86, 1896 nucleotides long. RefSeq lists its product as uncharacterized. The record is from RefSeq and is a predicted model, not a curated record. Gene Ontology annotation, molecular function: protein binding. Bases 16 to 1842 code for a protein of 608 amino acids. NCBI's taxonomy places the organism in Eukaryota, Fungi, Ascomycota, Dothideomycetes, Mycosphaerellales, Mycosphaerellaceae. The transcript is spliced from 2 exons.
UUCCUUAGUUCUAUCAUGAACGCUUCCGAGACGAAGCGUCGUACAACACUGACUGACCUGCCACCUGAGCUCUGGGACCAUAUCGGACACUAUCUUCAAACCGCAUCGUCCGUUGCAUCCCUAGCGCGCUGCAACAAGAGCUUGCACGCAUUCGUCGCCAAAGACGCCUGGAAAUCGUUCGCACGCAAUCGUUUCCCUUCGAUAUGCCCGCUUGAGUCGCCUUCGUUCAGGGACACAGCGCGUUCCUUGAGUACACUAUCCAAGGCAUGGGACAAACGUGCAUUUGUCGCCCGAUACGUGGAGCCCCGAGGCAGUAUCACAGCCUUCCCGGGACGCAAGCAUAGCGACAGCUGGAGGCGGCCCAGAGGCCAGACAAUAGGCUUUACACCUCAGCUCGAUGUCUACGAAGAGAUUGGGCCAAGGUGGCAAGACCGUCAAGAGACGCUGGCGUUUAGUGCUGGUGCAGAGAUCUGUGUGCGGCAUACAAAUCGCGCACAUGGCAGAGAUGAUGUAAGAUGGACUACAUACAGGCCACUCUCUGCCAACGAAGGACGUGACGACGUUACUGCACUUCACCUACUAAGGCCAGACCAAAAUGAUGACGACGGCAAGCAGAAGCUCAUCAGUGGCACUGCGAAUGGUGAUCUGCAAUUGGUGAGUCUACCAGAUCCCGACGACGAAUACGACCAGGAUGUCCGUAUGACAUACUUCGCCACUCAGGGACUAGCAGUACGUUCUAGUAGCCUUCUACCGAGAGAGGGCCAACAAGAUCUGCUGGCAGCAAAUCUAGGUGAUUCUAGCAUCGUUCUCUACGGAGUUGAUCCCGAAAAGCCCAAAAUCUGCCCGUCGACUCAGCUGGAUAUAAAGCCUGGUCUCCGUCCAGAUGGGCAUCCUUCGCCGAACCACAGAGCUUGGGCCACGACGUUCCUUUCACCGUCCUCCCUGGCUGUUGGGGCCGGACCAUCUGACGAGCCCAUUCACAUCUAUUCCAUCACUGAGGCAGGACUUUCGCGAGAGGCUUCGCGAAAGCUUGGUUUGAGAAGUGACUUAAGCAGGGUCGAUGAGACAAAGAAGCCUUACUCGUCCGUCUACUCGAUUGUGCCACUUCCUUCGAGCAAUGGGUCGGCGGGCGACGGCACUGUCUUCCUUUCUGGCGCCUAUGAUGGCAUUGUUCGACUACACGAUCUGAGAUCAAAUCGCGAGGUUGAGCAAGUCUACGUCGAUAUUGCGGAUGACAGUGCCAUCUACAGUAUCUUGCCUCAAGGACGCGAGCGUCUAGUCGCAGGUACAAGCCGACACAACUUGCUCAAGGUAUUCGAUUUGCGCCUGGGCGCCAAGUGCUACAGCCAUCUUGACGCUGCAAAUCAAUCGUCAGCCAAAGAGGCGCCUAUGGAUCCCUCUAGUGACUACAACAUCUUCCUUCAACCCAACAGUUCUCAAGCUGGGUUUACUUCACGUGGCAAUGGCUGGACACGCAAUCGAUCGAUCGAGAGCAGUAUUUACAAUCUCGCCUCUUCCUCGCCACCUUCGCCCUAUAUCUAUGCAGGCGUUGAGAAUGCGGUUAUGUCUAUCGCCCUCACGGAGAUCCUUGAUACUCAUCCCGAUCCGGUAUUCUUUGGUGCAUGGACAGCUGCGGACAAGAAGAAUGGGAUGGUGACACCUAUGACGUUCGAGAGUCAAGACGUCGUAGGGCUGGCGAUGUACGAUCAAGUUGCAAAUAUGAAGCUGUGCGUGCAACGCAGUCCUUCAGAGACAUGGCGUGCUUGUCAGCCGAAAAGUGGACACAGGGUACCGACCUUGAUAGAUGAGCGAUGGAAGGGUGCCAGUGAAUUCGGGCCCUAAUCACCAGAUUGUAUGCCAGAGACACUAGCAUACAUUCAAUUCUGCUCUGUAGCG